Molecule: messenger RNA, 342 nt
Organism: Eimeria mitis
Lineage: Eukaryota; Apicomplexa; Conoidasida; Eucoccidiorida; Eimeriidae
Exons: 1
Coding region: 1-342 (113 amino acids)
Source: RefSeq, a predicted model, not a curated record
AUGGAGACAGUAGAGACAGUAGAGACAGUGGAGACAGCAGAGACAGUGGAGACAAUGGAGACAAUGGAGACAGUGGAGACAGUGGAGACAGUAGAGACAGUAGAGACAGUGGAGACAAUGGAGACAGUAGAGACAGUAGAGACAGCAGAGACAGCACAGACAGUGGAGACAGUACAGACAAUGGAGACAAUGGAGACAGUGGAGACAGUGGAGACAGUGGAGACAAUGGAGACAGUACAGACAAUGGAGACAGCAGAGACAGUGGAGACAGUAGAGACAGUACAGACAGUGGAGACAGUAGAGGAGACAGCCGUGAGGGGCUGUCUCCUCCACUGUCUCUGA